Leucoraja erinaceus (little skate) is the source of this 3662-nucleotide messenger RNA. Its product is annotated as Golgi reassembly-stacking protein 2-like. Gene Ontology annotation, biological process: Golgi organization. Gene Ontology annotation, molecular function: protein binding. Lineage: Eukaryota; Metazoa; Chordata; Chondrichthyes; Rajiformes; Rajidae. The transcript is spliced from 10 exons. Gene Ontology annotation, cellular component: Golgi apparatus. The coding region runs from base 189 to 1424 and encodes 411 amino acids. The record is from RefSeq and is a predicted model, not a curated record.
UGGCUGGCAGCUGGAGUCGCUCGGUCGUCGAGUUCCCCCCCCCGGUCGGACUGGACGCUCUCCUCACCCGCCCCCAUCCCCCUCCCCGUCUCCCCUUUCCCCCGGAUACGCGCGGACAGGACAGGACAGGACAGGAGCCCCGGCGGGCUUCUUUCUUCAAGCUUCGGCCCGAUCGGAGAGAGGCACCGAUGGGAGGCUCGCAGAGCGCGGCGUUCCCCGGUGGCAGGACAGAGGGAUUCCAUGUCCUCCGGGUGCAGGAAAACUCUCCAGGAUACUGGGCUGGGCUGGAACCAUUCUUUGAUUUUAUAAUUUCAGCAGGUGACAGGAGGCUGGACAAAGAUGACAAUGCACUACGGGAGCUGUUACUAGGCAAUGUGGAGAAGUCACUCAAAAUGGCUAUUUACAACACUAAGACUCAGGCUGUUCGUGAAAUCAGUGCAACACCCAGUAACCUCUGGGGAGGACAGGGGCUGCUUGGAGUCAGCAUUCGGUUCUGCAGCUUUGAAGGAGCAAAUGAAAAUGUUUGGCACAUCUUGGAAGUGGAGCCCAAUUCCCCUGCUGCACUAGCCGGUCUGAGGCCAUACACAGAUUACAUUAUUGGAGCUGAAGCCAUCCUCCGCGAGGUAACGUCUGAAGACUUGUUCUCUUUGAUCGAGUCCCACAAUGGAAAACCACUAAAGAUCUAUGUGUACAACACUGACACAGAUAAUUGUAGGGAGGUGAUUAUCACACCGAACAGUGCAUGGGGUGGAGAGGGCAGCCUGGGCUGUGGGAUUGGCUAUGGAUACCUGCACCGGAUACCAAUCCACAAGCAGCUAAUGGAGAGGAAGGUAACUCCUGUUCUCCGAGCUAACCUGCCUUCGAGUCCUAUGGUUCCUCUUUCAGCUCCAAGUGCUCCUGCCAUGAGUAACAUGCCCUCAGGUCUGCCAAAGGAGCUGGGUGAUCUCGGGCUGAGAACAACAACUACUUCAGUCACAGGCCCAUUCACACCAGGUUCUGUCGGAGUUCCAUUAUUUCCUUCACCAUUGAAUGAACCUUUCACUGUGUCAUUAGCUAAUGCAGCCAUCAACAAUACAGCGCCAGGACUAAUAACUGCACCUCCUAUGUUUACCAACCUACCUAAUUUUCCAAACCUAAACGUGGCUUUUCCCAACCUUGGUAUGGGGACAGUACCACCAGGAAUAGGAGGAAAUAUUAUGACAACGUCCACAGAUUCGCCCUUGUCAACUACCAGUCCGCUGCCACGUCUGGCUUUAUCAAACCUCCCUCCCAUCGAUCAUGCCACGACCCCUAUGCUUCCAGCCUUCUCUACAGUGCCACCAUUUUGCCCAAUCCCUUCAACUACUUCCGAGAGCGUCUCCGUGCCGUACCAUUCUCAGUGGAGCAAAGUCUCGGACCCUGCACCCGCAGUAGCUCAGGAAUAGUCUCCUGCCAAAGAGGCGAGAUGAAAAGUUGUCUUCCGCACUUGUAACAAAACUGGCAGAAGGGUAUAAUCUGUUCAGAAAGCACUAAUAAACUACUGAGGGAAGCCUGCCCCAACACGAGUAAUACUGCCACAGAUUCUGACUGAAUAAUAACCAACCUACUUUAUUAAAUGAGAAAGGCUUCCCAAUCUAGCAAUAUGUAUGUAGUUGUCAGUCUGACUUUAGCAGCAUGACAAUCAUUUAAAGAACUUCAUUUCAGUUACGCUCCCAUGAUCCCAAACUGAGCACUGCAUCCCAUACAUCAGAUCCCGAUGCAGAAACACUCCAAAUGUUUCACACCAUGUGACACCUCCCAUCCCUGUGUUCCACGACCUAGUGCACACACAACGUUUUCACCAUAACACAGCUCAACCCUCUAGCAUGUUAUGGUUUCUUGUAUUUUUCUAAAGAAAAAUAUUUUGUAUGACGUUUUAAUGACUGCUCUGGCAUUUUGCCGGAGCCUGGAGCUGAGAGUUGAUUAAAGUUUGAGGUAAAGCAGUUAAUGAAAAAUUUUCACACAAAAAAAAUUAGCCUACUUUUUUUUUGGUCAAGUUGAAUAGUUUCUUUAAAUCUACCGAGUACAGAUUUAGUAGCAGCCUGAAUGGUUAGAAGCGCAGGUUUUCCGUUUUUAUCUGGUCCAAACGUAGCCUUGAAUUGUUGUCAUAAACAGUGACCUUUUGGUUAAUAUGUGUUAAUCAAUAUUCAGCAGUAAUCACAAAUGACAGUCUUGCAGAAUGCAAUCGACUGUGUUUGUCCAGAAAAGAUACUGUUGAAAUAUUGCAUGUAGCUUAUGAUUUGGUGUUUACCCGUCUUGUGUUGGUGUAUGAUCAUAUUAUGAUUGUGAUUAUUUUAUUUCAGUACUGCACUCUGCAUUAACAUGAGGUGAAGAUGGUUUUUAAAAAACAAUUGAGAUGCAUGGAGAGUGAUGGGUGAAAUAACUGGUCAGCAAAUGGGAUUCAGCACCUUUUUCUAUUUGCACUCAUUUUUCAGUCCCCCUCCUAAUAUUCUGUUUCUAUAAAAUGAUCUGAUUAAAUUAGAUGAGCAGGAGGUUGGUAUCGCAAGGAAGCAAGUCGGCCGCUGAUGGGAUUUCUCUGUGCUGCCACCCGUUUCUAUCCAGUAUUGUGUGAGAUGGGUCCCUUGUAUCCACAGUGGAUCUGGUCUGAUUCUGCACAUCAUUCCUUGCUCUGUCCUUCACUCUAACAUUGAAGAAGGCUGCUCAAAUGUGGGAACGAGGGAAGCCAAUGUAACUCCUCUAUCCAGAGCUAAUCUCUCAUUUGGAAAUAAAACAUUGUUAGUGUUUGUAUGAAUACUGCUUCUGGUUUUGCGAGAUUUGGCAGUUUUUUUCCAAAACCCCAUUCUCCCCCCCCCCCCCCCCCCCCCCCCCCCCCCCCCCCCCCGCCUUUUUUUUUCUACUGGUCCUCUGGACUUGUACAACAAAUUCAUUCUGUUGUCUCAGCACUGCCUCUUGGUGUGUAAUUUUAAAACUUUGCCCACUGAAGGUUUCUUGUAGCAUGUUGUAAAGUGAUAACACCACAGAGGAUGUUUUUUUAGCUGCUUCCUUUCGUUCCCAAUCACUCACCGAGUUUGACUACACCUUGCAUGCAAGUGGAUUAUAUAUAUCUUCCCUCUGAAAGGAAGCUAGUUUAGAUAGAUCUUUUUGCAUAGAAGUACCAAAAGUGACCAAAUAUCUUGUAGAACUGCAACGAUUCUCUUCAUUUGAGUGCAGAAGUAUACUUCAGUUGAAGUUUUGAUCAUUUAUUUUUUUUUUAAAUUCAGAUAUGGGACCAAUAUAUUUGAAACUGAGCUCUAACAGUAUUAAGCCACUCAUUGCAUUGCUUCUAUAAAGUGAGUGGUUUGAUUCUAAUGUUACCGGCCAUCAUGAAAUGUUUUAUUAUGCGACCAACAAUGUGUCACUUUGACACGGCAAGAACCUGGCUGACUAUGGACUCCAUCUCAAUUUGGCUCCAAGCUACUGGUUGCAAUAACUCGAGCACAGUACCGAGUUUUAAAUGACUUAUUUGGGGGCACUUGGAUUGUAGUUCAAUGGCUUGAAAGUUCGGUGUUCGUUUAGACAUCUUACUAAUGUCCUACUAUGAUUUAUUUUUUAAAAGUUUACUGUUAACUGUGAAAUUUCCCUUUGCUAUAAAUGUUUAGUCAUUUGCUUUGAGUGCACCAAUAAAGAUGGUGUUUGAUGUCUUG